Molecule: messenger RNA, 681 nt
Organism: Opisthorchis viverrini
Lineage: Eukaryota; Metazoa; Platyhelminthes; Trematoda; Opisthorchiida; Opisthorchiidae
Exons: 1
Coding region: 1-681 (226 amino acids)
Molecular function (GO): protein binding
Source: RefSeq, a predicted model, not a curated record
AUGAGCCGGAAAUAUGGGAAAGUAAAAGUUGGAACCUGCUCACAUGGAGCCAUUCUCCCUUAUUUGGCUGUUACCAGUCCGAUUCCUCGUGGAUUGGCGUUCACUGAAGCUCCAGGAAUUGGUGUCCGAAUAGUUGCCGGUAAUGCGAUAGGAGACUUGUGUUUCCUGGAUUUGCGUCUUCCCAAGGAAUCUAUCAUGGUGGCGGAUGGUGACGAUGAUGAAGCCCCACUUUACCCUGGUCAGAUUAAGAGUCGCGGUGCUCGCGCUCCGGAGCCUCCUGUUGGCGUGCGUACUCUUCCUGGUGCAUCUGGAAGCAUCACUGGGCUGGCUUGUGGGGGAGCUGGUUCUGCGAAUUCUCCUGUCGCCAGCCCAACAGCCUUAUUCGACUCGCAGCCAGUCUUAAUAGCUUCAUCCCUGGAUCGCUAUUUACGGAUAUAUAAUCGCGAUACGGGUGAUCGACUAGCAAAGGUUGGUUGGUUAAUUUCUAUAUUGCGUACUCUUCCUGGUGCAUCUGGAAGCAUCACUGGGCUGGCUUGUGGGGGAGCUGGUUCUGCGAAUUCUCCUGCCACCAGCUCAACAGCCUUAUUCGACUCGCAGCCACUCUUAAUAGCUUCAUCUCUGGAUCGCUAUUUACGGAUAUAUAAUCGUGAUACGGGUGAUCGACUUGCAAAGGUUGGUUGA